GGGAGGUGGAGCGUCGAGACAUAAUCAGGAAAAAAAUAUGUUUUUGAGUAUUUAUCUCGGAGAACCGAUGUAUAUUACCACAAACGAGUAAUUCAAUGAUGAGUUGAAGGCUUGUAAAGGAGCCCACAGUUUUGAUAAUGAAGAGAAAAUCAGACCCUCUCCAAGUGUCAAAAAUGAAAUUUCGGUGCAGAACUUCUGAAAGGGAACAACUGGAUCCUCAAACAAGAGAAUGUAGUGCCAAAACAGACUUAAGUUACUCUGACAAACAGUCUCAUAAGAGACACCUGAGUUCUUUGCACAAUGAGAGCAGCUUUAUCAAAUUUUUAAACGAAGACCGGCAGAAGCCCACUUCACUCUGUGAUCUGACAGUCUCUGUGAGUGGGAAACAGUUCAGUGCCCACAAGGUUGUGCUUGCCUUUGGGAGCAGCUACUUCCACACCCGACUUUGCAAAAACCCUGAGACCAGCCAUAUCACUGUUGACCACAUGGAUGACUCUGCCUUCCAGCAUUUGCUGUGUUUCCUGUACACAUCUGAGUUUGUGGUGUCAGACACUGAGAUCCCUUGCCUGGUGGAUGCAGCACGUUUCUUGAACAUGCUGACUGCAGUGGAGCUGCUGACAGACCAGUGUGGCUCCACCACCACCACAGAGUCUCCUGUGCAGAGAGAGGCUGGAUCAGUCCACAAUGACCUGGCCGAGGCUGCAGGGCCACAGAGUCCUCCAGCAGGUGGCGCUAAAGCCCAGGGACCAGGGGCUGUCAGCUGUUUGCUCUGCAGCCGUACGUUUUGCUACAGGAAGUCCCUAGAGAAGCACAUGGCCAGGAGCCACACUGCCGAGAGCCAGAGUGUUCAGGGUGAGGUAGCUAUAGAAACAGUAGCUGUGGUGACCACGAGGAGGUCUGCCCGGCAGAGGAAGACCCCAGCCAAGUUUGACAGUUUGACAACCGAGGGAAAAGCCAAUGAACAAAUACUGAACGGAAAAGGAGAGGAGGUGGAUAGAGGAGGAGGACAAGACGAUGAGGAUGCAGAGGGUGAAAAUGAAGAAGACAAUGAGCAAGAAGAGGGAGCCCAGAGACUUGAAGUCGUGAAAGGACAAAACCCCACCGAAGCACAAGAGAAGCUGAUGAUAGCUGAUCACGUAGAGAUGGUGAUUGUAGGGCAUCAGGAGGAGCAGACUGCUGAAAGCAGGCAGGUGGUGGGGAGCAACAGCACCACUACAAGCCAGGUGGAAGCAGAUGCGGCCUCAGGGAUACCACCCAGCCAUGAGGUGGUGGCACACAGUCGGGCAUCUGGCUCAUCCACUCACACUUACCCAGAAGGCCUUGCUCCUCUGGUCAUACACACCUCCAACAGGAAAACCCUCCAGUGCCCCAAGUGUGACAAAACAUUUGACAGAAUAGGAAAGUAUGAAAGCCACACCCGUGUUCACACGGGGGAGAAGCCCUUUCAGUGUGAUAUCUGCCACCAGUGCUACUCCACUAAGUCCAAUCUCACUGUGCACAAGAAGAAGCAUGCUAACAAUGCUCCUUUCCAAAAGAAAGACCACAAGUGUCCCUUUUGCAACAAACUGCACGCCAGCAAGAAGACGAUGGCAAAACACGUCCGAAGGUUCCAUCCUGACCAUAUACAGGAGUUCAUGACUAUGAGGAAGAAGAAGAGUGAAGGCUGGAAAUGUGAUAUAUGCCAUAAGUCUUUCACCCGAAGACCCCAUCUGGAGGAACACAUGAUCCUGCACUCCCAAGAUAGACCUUUCAAGUGUGCUUAUUGUGAUGACUACUUCAAGUCAAGGUUUGCAAGAUUGAAGCACCAGGAAAAAUACCAUUUAGGUCCAUUCCCAUGUGACAUCUGUGGGAGGCAGUUCAAUGACACAGGGAAUAGGAAACGACACAUUGAAUGCACGCAUGGUGGAAAGAGAAAAUGGACAUGCUAUUUGUGUGGGAAAUCCGUAAGGGAGAGAACCACCCUGAGGGAGCAUUUAAGAAUCCACAGCGGAGAGAAACCUCAUCUCUGCAGCAUAUGUGGGCAGAGUUUCAGACAUGGCAGCUCAUACAGACUCCAUCUCCGCGUUCACCACGACGACAAGCGCUAUGAGUGUGAUGAGUGUGGGAAAACGUUCAUCAGGCAUGAUCACCUCACUAAGCACAAGAAAAUACACUCUGGUGAGAAAGCCCACCAGUGUGAGGAGUGUGGCAAAUGCUUCAGGCGUCACGACCACCUCACUGUCCAUUAUAAGAGUGUCCACCUGGGGGAGAAAGUGUGGCAAAAGUACAAAACAGCAGUUCACCAGUGUGAGGUGUGCAAGAAAGAGUUCAAAGGAAAGUCCAGUUUGGAGAUGCAUUUCAGAACACACUCAGGAGAGAAGCCAUACAGAUGUCCUAUCUGUCAACAGACCUUCCGCAUUAAGAAGACGUUAACCAAGCACAUGGUGAUCCACUCUGACGCAAGGCCUUUCAACUGCCCUCACUGCAGUGCCACCUUCAAGAGGAAAGACAAGCUGAAGUAUCACGUGGACCACGUCCACAGCUCCAGACCUGCCGAGCAACCUCAGGCUGGCCUACCAGGGGAGAAGAUCAUGCCCCCACUGCCCUACUCAGAACCUACCAAGCUGUACCGGGCUGAGCACAAGAGCGUCCUGCAGAGUGUUUCAUCUGGCGACGUGUGUGUCCCUGUCACUCUGGUGCCAGUGCAGAUGUCGGAGAUCUCCGGGCAGGCUGGUCUGCCAGUGCAGGGGGCACCUCAUGGGGUCCUGCCUCAGGGGCAGCCGGCAACGGCAGGGUACCAGCCGGCCACUGACCUGGUGUUUCUGGAGAAGUACACGCUGACGCCGCAGCCAACCAACAUCGUCCACCCCGUGCGCCCAGAUCAGAUGAUGGACCCCCGGGAACAGUCUUACCUGGGGACGCUUCUGGGGCUAGACUCUGCCACACCUGUGCAAACCAUGCCCACCCCUGACCACAGUCACUAAACCUUCUGUCAUAAACAGAGUCUAGACAUACUGCACAGAACACCAUUUCCAUAUCGUCUUGGAUAUUAAGCAGCAGACAUUUUCUAGGCUGAUUUGACAUGGAACUAUACUCUCAUUCAAGCGUAAUAAUCAAGGAACACCAUGGGCACAGCAACACAAUGAUAU
Messenger RNA from Alosa alosa (allis shad), 3128 nucleotides. RefSeq names its product zinc finger and BTB domain containing 41 (gene zbtb41). NCBI's taxonomy places the organism in Eukaryota, Metazoa, Chordata, Actinopteri, Clupeiformes, Clupeidae. Gene Ontology annotation, biological process: regulation of transcription by RNA polymerase II. Gene Ontology annotation, molecular function: RNA polymerase II transcription regulatory region sequence-specific DNA binding; protein binding; DNA-binding transcription factor activity, RNA polymerase II-specific. The record is from RefSeq and is a predicted model, not a curated record. Gene Ontology annotation, cellular component: nucleus. Bases 138 to 2963 code for a protein of 941 amino acids. The transcript is spliced from 11 exons.